Messenger RNA from Desarmillaria tabescens, 1050 nucleotides. RefSeq lists its product as uncharacterized. The coding region runs from base 55 to 963 and encodes 302 amino acids. The record is from RefSeq and is a predicted model, not a curated record. The transcript is spliced from 2 exons. Lineage: Eukaryota; Fungi; Basidiomycota; Agaricomycetes; Agaricales; Physalacriaceae.
CUUUUUUCUUCUCUCUAUGCUGGAUGACUGAAGCAUAGAAGUCUCGUUACCAGAAUGACGAGUCGGCUCAAGAAAGAAGCUACCAACGGUUCCCUUUCGGCUCUCACUACGCUGUGCGAAAAUGCUACCAAAGAUUCGACCACAUUUCCCGUCAUAAUAAAUGCCAUCCGCCAGCACCUUCUUGCCACGCCCGUUCCCAGGCUGACUCUGAAUUCAUCUCUCACAAAACGUGAUGAUUCUAGUCUGCAUACUAUCCGUUCAUGCUUCCUCUGCCUAAAAACCGCGCUAUCUGACGAUGCACUCAAAAGUGCAUGUAACAUUGCGCUUGUUUCCAGAUUAUGGCCAGAUAUGUGUCGCUGGAUUACGUCCUUCCUUGAUACUCACGUCGUGGACGUUUCGACUUCUUCCCUGGAAACACUUCUUCAAAAUCAAAAUUUUUUCGACAUGAUCGAUGCUAUAUUGUCUUUAUUGUUAUCGCUCUCGAACGCGUCCCCGGUCCUAACUUGUAUCCUCGAGACUGAGGACUUCAUACGUUCCUUUACCCAUUCCACCGUAUGCCUCAUGGUGGUGACCCAAUACUCCUUGCAACCAAUCACGACGGCACUCCUGGUGCGCUUUUGGAAACCAACCAGUGGCAAGACCCUUCCAGCCAUGGCCGUUGUUCUACACGAGAUGCCCCCACAAAGAAUCAUCGCCUCGCUUCAAGGAGUCGUGCAUAAAUACAGGAACUGUCCUUCACGCCACCAUCAUUACGCAACUUUGCCCAUACCAUCCAUUUCCUCUGGUUUGUCACCGCAAAGUCAGAGAGAUUCAGUCUGCGGUAUCUCGCUCAACGCUCGAUUCCGUGGAUCUGUCAUCUCUUAUCUCGUAUCAUCGCGAAAGUACGCCAAUUACCUCCCCCGGAGAUCCAUCAAGAUCUCGAAGCGAUAUUCUUUACCUCUAUCAUAUACCUUGUCGAGAUAGGCUUCACCCAAGGCACUAAAUGGCUUUUGCAAGGCUUACAAUAUCACAUAUUAGAACUCACCCUCAAAUCGAUCCCCUUUGCAUCCG